Ricinus communis (castor bean) is the source of this 531-nucleotide messenger RNA. RefSeq lists its product as uncharacterized. Lineage: Eukaryota; Viridiplantae; Streptophyta; Magnoliopsida; Malpighiales; Euphorbiaceae. The transcript has a single exon. Bases 113 to 307 code for a protein of 64 amino acids. The record is from RefSeq and is a predicted model, not a curated record.
AACAACCCAUUUUUUGAAAAUCUUUGUUUCUUUCAUUUUUUUUUUUUUUGUUUUCUUGAUCAAGAAGAUAUAUAUAUAUAUAUAUAUAUAUAUAUAUAUUGGAAAACCCAAAAUGGCAAACCAGCUAGAGAAUCUAGUGCAGUCAAUAAAAUCAAAGGUCAGAUCAUUGAAGAAAUCCAAGAAACCUUACAUCAAAAUGGACAAAAGCUCAAGUGUCAAAGUUGAGAUCCGUAGCAGAAAAGCAAAACAACUCAUUGACAAGACUCUCAAAAAGGCUGAUCGUCCUGGGAAGCGCAGCAUUUCUUGAUCUUUUCUUUCUUCUUUUGUCGGGUCUCUAUUAUAUUUCUGUAUAGAGGUGAUUAGAUUUUCUUGGUUUUGUUUUACGAGUGCCUGCCGAUUCUGUGUUCUUUUCUUGGGAAAAUCUUUUAAGAGUAUAUAGAACCGUUUCAGGUUUGGCUUAUAACAAUCUGUUGGUUUUGUUCAUGUAGCCGUUUUAAUUGUGAAUGAAAUCUGAUUGUCAAAUCUUUUUAA